GGAAGAAGAAGCUGCUGCAGCCAGCAGCACAGAACUAAUAACUAAUAAUAUGGGUCGUCCCAACCUCGCCGUCGCCGUGGUGGGGCUGGUGGUGGUGGUGGCGGCGUCGCUGCCGUCGCCGUCGCUGCAGCUGUUCUUCGACCUGUCACAGCUCAUCAAGUCCGGCUCCGGCUCCGGCGGCGGGUUCAGCAAGUGGGUGGUGCUGAACCAGGAGGACUACGUGAUGAAGGCCUCGGUGUACGCCAAGAAGGCGGUGGGCGACACCGGCAAGACCAUCGACGAGAGCCUGUCGUCGGCGGAGGCGGCGAAGGUGACGUACGUGGUGGACCCCAAGGGGACACCGAGCAAGACGACGUUCACCAACAUCACGGCGGCGCUGGCGGCCAUCCCGGAGGGGAACAAGAAGCGCGUCGUCAUCGACCUCAAGCCCGGCGAGUACCGGGAGAAGAUCUUCAUCAACAUCAGCAAGCCGUACGUGACGUUCGUGUCGGACCCGCUGAAGCCGGCGGUGAUCGUCUGGAACGACACGGCGGCGACGAUGGGCAAGGGCGGGAAGCCCGUGGGCACGGUGGGCAGCACCACCGUGGCCGUGGAGUCCGACUACUUCGUGGCCUCGGGCGUCGUUUUCAAGAACGACGCGCCGCUGGCGAAGCCGGGGGCCAAGGGCGGGCAGGCGGUGGCGCUCCGGUUGUUCGGCACCAAGUCGGCGCUGUACAACUGCACCGUCGACGGCGGGCAGGACACGCUGUACGACCACAAGGGGCUCCACUACUUCAAGAACUGCAUCAUCAAGGGCAGCGUCGACUUCAUCUUCGGGUUCGGGAGAUCCUUCUACGAGGGCUGCACCAUCAUCUCCGUGGUUAAGGAGGUCGCCGUGCUGACGGCGCAGCAGAGGUCCAAGACGAUCGAGGGCGCCAUCGAGAGCGGCUUCUCCUUCAAGAACUGCACCAUCAAGGGGCAAGGGCCGAUCUACCUGGGCCGCGCAUGGGGGGACUCGUCGCGGGUCAUCUACUCCUACACGGAGAUGGGGAAGGAGGUGGUGCCCGUCGGCUGGGACGGCUGGAACAUCGCCAAGCCCGAGAGCAGCGGCAUCUACUACGGCGAGUUCAAGUGCUUCGGCGCCGGCGCCGACGCCGUCAACCACGCCAAGAGGGUCGGCUGGGCGCUCGACCUCACCGAGGAGCAGGCCAAGCCCUUCAUCGGCGUCCACUACAUCUUCGGCGACUCCUGGAUCCUCCCUCCACCCAAAGCGGGAGCAGCGGCUUCAAGUUCAUCGGCGACGGAGAGUUCCAGUGCACCGGCCGAGUCUCCGACGUCGGGGAGUGCGGCUGCACCGUCCGCAUCAUCCAAGACGGCCAAUGCGAGUGCACCAGCCGCAUCAUCCAAGACGGCGUAUUCAAGUUCCACGGCGAGUGCACCGGCGGCGUCGACUAAGACAGCGAACUCGAGCGCGACGGCCUCGGCUACAUCGACGGCGACUUCCACUGCAACAGCCACGGCUAAGACGGCGUAUUCAAGUACACCGGCGGCGACCACGACGGCGACGACGACGACGACGAAGGCGCGAUGAGUUCAUCGGCACGUACGCCCGCACUAUCUACUACAUCCAAGUGAUCUUUAUUCAUCAAAAAUUUAAAUAAUUCUAUCUACGUAAUCAACUGGGCCCAAUUAAUUAUUUUUUGGAGGCCCGUUGUUUCGUUGUGUUGCCUUAACUGGGCCGGAUUGGUCGGCCGGCUAGCUACGUAGAUGUUUCGCGUGUACACGGUAUAUAUACUUGUAGUUUCUUCCCAUUUUGUUUGGGUUUUUUAAUUUCAUGAGUGUACGUACGCAUGCAUCUUCAUCAAAUUGAUGGUGAAUUCAAUUUUACCAAUGUGUAUUUGAGAAUGCAAGUGCGAUUCAUCUGUACAUGUGCUCUACGU
Messenger RNA from Oryza brachyantha (malo sina), 1919 nucleotides. RefSeq names its product probable pectinesterase 53. Gene Ontology annotation, molecular function: pectinesterase activity. The record is from RefSeq and is a predicted model, not a curated record. Gene Ontology annotation, biological process: cell wall modification. The transcript is spliced from 2 exons. Lineage: Eukaryota; Viridiplantae; Streptophyta; Magnoliopsida; Poales; Poaceae. Bases 50 to 1570 code for a protein of 506 amino acids.